AUGUCGAACCUGAUGCACAAAGUCAAGGAUGUCAUGACCGGCCAUCUUCACUCGGAGAAUAAGGAAUCCGGCCAAGAUUCGUCUAAGAUGGAAAAUCGGGCGGAGGAUGUCCGUGACAGCUAUGGUUCUUCCAACACAGGCACCCAGGACUAUGGUUCCAGCAACCUCAAUCCGUCUGCCAUAGGCUCGGAAAGCUAUGGUCCAAGUGGUGGUAAUGGAUCUCGCGCACGCCACGAAUCCAAGAUGGGUAACAAGAUGGAGGGCACUGGCAACGCUUAUGGCUCAACAACCACUGGUACUGGCAACUAUGGCUCAGGCGGUUACGACUCCAAGAUGGGUAACACAAUGAGCUCUGGCGAGACGUACGGUCCUACCACCACCGGUUCCAGCAGCUAUGGCUCCCGCGGCUCGGGCUCAGAACCUCGUAACACCUACGGCUCAACCGGUGCCGGAAUGCCCAAUUACGGCUUCGACGCUCACCCCGACUCUAAAAGGGGUCAGGGUGACACUGGCUUGGGUGGUUAUGGCGGUACCCAAGACGAUUCCCGAAAGGGCCACUCAGACUAUGGUGCAUCCACCAUGGACUCUGAUGCAUUUGGCUCGAAGGCUCGUACUGGGGAUCUCGGUACCGAGUCCAGCGGCUUUGGCUCCACUGGAGGCUAUGGCUCCGGCAAUAUGAAUGCUGGCCUUCACGAUUCCAACAUGGCUAGCAAGACGGAACCCCGUGCUGAGAGCAAUCUGGGUAAGGAAAUCAUAAUAUCCAACCAGAUCCAAGAACGGUACAGCUUACCCGCUUCAGAUGACCGCGGAACUUACGGAGGUGACCCGACCUCCAAUGUCGCAUCCACCGGCCAAACUGGCGGCUACGGCUCCAACUACGGUACCACUGGCAGCAACGCCAUGGACAGCGGCACCAAGGUCCACAACACCCGUUCGUCCAACGUAGCUAAGCAAAUGGAGAACCGGGCUGAUCCUGAGAUUGAAAACCGCGGUGGUCUACAAGGCUUCGGUGGCGCCACAGCCGGCGGCAGCAGCUAUGAUGCGCCUGAGUCCACUGGCAGGAGAAGAAGCUCCGGCCCGCACAGCUUCAACCUGCUUAACAAGCUGGACCCCCGCGUGCACAGCUCGGACUACGACAGCAAUGCUGCCCCCAACCAACGCGGACAGUAG
Molecule: messenger RNA, 1170 nt
Organism: Penicillium canariense
Lineage: Eukaryota; Fungi; Ascomycota; Eurotiomycetes; Eurotiales; Aspergillaceae
Exons: 4
Coding region: 1-1170 (389 amino acids)
Source: RefSeq, a predicted model, not a curated record